AUGAACAUUUUUUGCAUCUUAUAUAAUAUUAAUAAUAUUAUUAAUAAUGAUGAUGAUGAUGAUGAUGAUGAUGAUGAUGAUGAUGCUCAGGAAUCAUAUUCAUCAAAAUGGUCCACAUCUCAACCAUUUGUAGCAGUCAACAUUCCAAAUAAAGACCAUUCUGCUUUACUGAAGCAUGAAACAUUUUUGGAUACAAACAAGGUUGAUGGAGAUGACAUAUUGCCCUUUGAAGGCAAAGGGAAAAGUGCCUACUACAACAAAAGGAAAUAUUUCAAAAAUAGUGAUGGCCUCCUAAAGCAUUUACAACCUGUUGCACCAAAGUCUUCAAAAACAUUACCAGAUGGUUUAAAUGACCUUGGACUUGUUCGAAAUCUGGAAGACCAAAAGAUUCGUGAUGAAGGUUAUUCCAAACAUGCAUUUAAUGUAUUAGUGAGCCAGAAACUGAGCUUGCACCGAACAGUUCCUGAUACUAGACAUCCUUUAUGUAAGAAGGAAAAGUAUAGUGAGCAUUUGCCGUCAUCUAGUAUUGUUAUUUGUUUUUACAAUGAACAUUAUGAGACGUUAUUGAGAACAAUUCAUAGUAUACUGGAUCGAACUCCUGAGAAAUUGCUUCAUGAGAUUAUUUUAGUGGAUGACAGCAGUAAUAUUUCAAAUUUACAUGAUGACUUAAACAUGUAUAUAAGAAAUAAUCUUACUUCAAAAGUUAUUCUGCUCAAAACACAUAGACGAGAAGGAUUAAUUAGAGCCAGAAUGUUUGGUGCCAAAGAAGCUAGUGGCCAGGUCCUUGUGUUUUUAGAUAGUCAUGUCGAAGUAAAUGUAGAAUGGAUUGAACCUCUCCUUGCACGAAUUAGUGCAUCUCGAACAAAUGUAGCAGUUCCAAUUAUUGACAUUGUCAAUGCUGAUACAUUUGAAUAUUCUGCUUCACCUCUUGUGAGGGGAGGUUUUAACUGGGGUCUUCAUUUCAAAUGGGAAAAUUUACCCACUGGGACUCUUGCAACUGAAGAGGAUUUUGUAAAACCUAUAAAGUCACCAACUAUGGCUGGAGGUCUUUUUGCAAUAGACAAGUCAUACUUUGAAGAGCUUGGAGAAUAUGAUUCAGGAAUGAACAUAUGGGGAGGAGAAAAUUUAGAAAUAUCAUUCAGGAUUUGGAUGUGUGGAGGUACUCUGGAAAUUGUACCGUGUUCACGUGUGGGUCAUGUUUUCCGGCGGCGACGCCCUUAUGGUUCUCCUUCCGGUGAAGAUACAAUGACUCGUAAUUCACUAAGAGUUGCUCAUGUCUGGAUGGAUGAAUUCAAGGAUUACUUCUUCAAACAAAGACCACACGUGAAGGAUGUUCCUUACGGUGAUGUGAGUGAACGCAUUAAUCUCAGGAAACGAUUGGCUUGCCAUAGCUUUCAGUGGUAUCUACAAAAUGUCUAUCCUGAACUGAGUCUGCCUACUGAUAAUGCAGAGCGUUUGCGACAGAAAUGGAAAGCUAUGAAACAGCCUAAAUAUGAACCAUGGCAUUCACGAACCCGAAACUAUAUUGGUGCUUACCAGAUACGACUUCACAAUACAAGUUUGUGUAUUACCAGCUUAAAAGAUGUGAAAACAAGAGGAUCUCUUCUGAUGUUGGCUAAAUGUUUAAGAGUAAAGAACCAGAUGUGGUAUGAAACAGACAAGAGUGAGUUGGUGCUAGCACAGUUGCUGUGCUUGGAUGCUUCUGAGCGCAUGCCCAAGAUUUCUAAGUGCCAUGAAAUGGGUGGUGACCAGGAAUGGAGGCACAGAGACAAGACUCAGACACCUAUUUACAACAUGGCUGCUGGGAAGUGUUUGGCAGUUGAAAAGGUGGAAAAUGGAGCUCUGGUGACCAUGGAAUUGUGCACACAACCAGAAAGGAACCAGUGGGACUUUGUAAUUGCAACUUGAUUGAAUAGCUAUAUUAUCUUUCACCAGUACCUGUAUAGGGCAUUUAUAUAAUUUAUUUUUGUAAAAUGCUCUAGACUCAAAUAUUUAAUAUUUCUUAAGGAAGUCUCAUUGCUGUAAAGCAAAUGUUGUGAUGGUUCUUAUUCUUUGUGGAACCUCAUCACUUUUUAGCUAUGAAAAUCUUCUGUUGAAUCAGCUGCAAGGUGAAUAUGAUAUCUAUUAACGCCAGUGUUGUGGCUCCAAGAAAGUACUAGCAUGAUUCUGUUACAACCAAAAACUUUCACAAUGUAAAUGUUUUGAGUUGAGUAAUAAUGCAAAUGUUUCAUUUGCAUCAUUACAUUCUUAAGUCAUAAUCUCAUCACCAGGGCUGGGAUUUAUAUGGAAUAACAUUUACCUAAAUAUGUACAAACGUGUAUACUAAAAAAAUUGAGUAAAAUAUUGGCUGAAAUUUAAAUAAAAAUAUUAAAAUGGUGAAAAUAGGGUAUUAAUCAAAUGAUGAAUGGAAUGGGCAAAGAAUUCCUUUUUAAAAUUAAUAAUAUUAAAAAGUUGAAGAACAAGAUUUAGUCAUGUGUUGUACUAAAAAACACACAGAAAGUUUAUGUUUUGCUGAAAGUUUUAUUUCGUUUCUGAUAAUUGGACAUUUACGAAUCAGUCAGUUACAAAUGUUCUGAAGAGAAAGUGCCCUUUUUGUUUCUUAAUUGCUCUGUACUUGCUGAAGUACUACUCAGCAUCAGUUGUAGAAAUGGGGUCCAUCUUGAAUCAUAUUGUGGAGAUAAAGUCCAGAUCUACAUUCAAAGCCAAUACACCACUUACAAUUGAACUAAAAUAUAAAAAUUUUCUUCCAAAAAUCAGUCUGAAAGUUUCUAAUAAGGAACAUUGUAAUUAAAAUUACAAAUGAAAUAUUAAGAUACACAAAUGUUAGUGAUUUUUCUUAAAUAAAUGAAAAUAUGUAAUUUAAUGGAAAUAUGGACAAAUAUGGAUAGUAGGUUUCAAAUUUAAAAUAUCAAUAUAAAACAGAUUUCAAAUCACUUCAAAAAGCUUAAUUAGUGAACAUAUAUACACUGGCGGAUCCAGGGGGGGGGGGGGG
Gryllus bimaculatus (two-spotted cricket) is the source of this 2992-nucleotide messenger RNA. Lineage: Eukaryota; Metazoa; Arthropoda; Insecta; Orthoptera; Gryllidae. The record is from the annotation of a GenBank genome assembly.